UGCGAGAAAACGUUCGUGCGUCGUGGUGACGAGCAGAGCCCAUCCAGAACGGAGGACGACAAACGUCGCGAAAAAGGAGAUUCAACAUUUUGUUCGCUUCUCUUCGUGGACGACGGUCGGUCGGAGUUUUCCGAGUUUUCGCGGACACUAGCCCCUUUUUUCCUGCUGUAUUCCGUUGACCUGCCUGGAGGAUUGGGAAAAAAAUCAUCAACAUCUGUAACCAGGUGGUUCCGUGGCGGAAGCAAAAGUGCGAGAACAGAAAAAAAAGGUCGUCAGCUUGCGUUUUCCUGGCGAGUUUGGCCUUUGGGCUUUGGCGAGGUCGAGUGUGUGGAAAUUCUGUCAGUGGCUGCUGAAAAUUAGUGAUGUGGGAAGUGCAUGAAAAGUGUUGAGGAUUUUUCCUCCUGUUCUGCUAUUUUGCAGCCUUUUUUUUCUUUUGGGCGGAGGUGAGUGCGAGGGUGGUCGAGUGAAAAAAAGCACCCAAACGCUCAGGAAUCUUUGCAUAAAGUAGAUUCGAGGGGAAGAUGCGAUAAUUUUCCAUGCCAUGUUGCAGGUUUCUUCGAUGGGAGAAAUUCUUUGAAACAAAGUGACCACAGAAUACUGCAGGGGAUAGUGGGGCUUUUUGUUGUGUGUUUUUCCUGCAUGAAAAUGGAGUAGGGGGAGUGAAGCGAAUCGAAAUCGCAGAUGGAGGAGACGAAGGCGAGUGUUCUGACUUGAGAAAGCUAAACAAGGUUACUACGCUGGUGGGUAACCUGUAUUAGCUGGCCAGAAGAAGCAGAAAAUAAAAUAAAACGAAGAAUACGACGACGACUACGGCGAUAAAAAAGCGAAUCAGUUUAGUAGACGGUGGAAGAAGUGUGUAGAGCAGAAGGAAACAGGGCUGCCCUGGAAGCAGCUCCAAAAGCAACAGAGCGAGCCCCGCAUAAGCAAGCAAAGUCAUCCGUGAGUGGUCUGUGAUGGAAUAAUCAAGGAAGGAGGAAGAUUGCGGAGUUUUUUUUCUUUCUUCCCUUGCUUCGAGUGAGUGAAUUUUGCCAACAGAGCCGUCAGCCAGGUCCCUGAUCUGUCAGGUGGUGGUGCGAAUUAGUAAGCAAACACAAACAGAAGCUCUGUUUCGCGGUGGUGAUUUCGGCCGGAAGCGGUACGAACGGGACACAGCUAGAGCUGUUCCCGCACCCAGUGGUAGUGGGCCAGCAGUAACAGCGCCACCAGACGACAAAGCGACAGGGCGGGACGAUGCCGAAAUGUGAUGUCAAAACCAGAUACAUCCCAGCGACCUUCGCCUGGACGCUCCUGCUGGGCACGACGUUCCUGUUUUUCUACUAUCCAUGUCGCCAAUUCUACGUGCAGCGACACCCAUGGGUGCCGGCGUACCAGGCCGUCAUCACGUUCUUCGUCAUCGCCAACUUCACGAUGGCCACCUUCAUGGAUCCCGGUGUCAUACCGAAAGCCCCACCUGACGAAGAUCGCGAGGACGAGUUCCGGGCUCCGCUGUACAAGAAUGCCGAAAUCAACGGCAUCACGGUGCGGAUGAAAUGGUGCGUGACGUGUAAGUUCUACCGACCGCCACGCUGUUCGCACUGUUCCGUGUGCAACCACUGCAUCGAGACAUUCGAUCACCACUGCCCUUGGGUGAACAACUGUAUCGGCCGGCGGAACUACCGGUUUUUCUUCUUCUUCCUGAUCUCGCUGUCGAUCCACAUGCUGAGCAUCUUUUCGCUCUCGUUGAUCUACGUCCUCCAGAAGGAGAAGGACAAACUGACGGAAGUGGAACCGAUCGUUGCAAUGGUCCUAAUAGCGAUCGUCACUCUGCUGGCGAUACCGAUCUUCGGCCUGACCGGAUUCCACAUGGUGCUGGUGUCGCGGGGGCGAACCACUAACGAGCAGGUCACCGGCAAGUUCAAGGGUGGCUAUAAUCCAUUUUCGCGCGGCUGUUGGAACAACUGCUGCUACACCCAGUGCGGUCCACAGUAUCCAAGCUUACUGAAACCGCAAAAGUACGUCGCCCGCCGGUCGAACAAGGAAAACCAAUCGAUCAGCACCAUUACGAACGAUGGUGGCCCGGGAGGUGGUGGCGGUGGCGGCGGCGGAAACUCCAGCCGCCACCUCAACUCCCAGCAGCAGGGCCUGAAUGCGGCCGGAGCCGGUGGUGCCGCCGGCCAGGGCAUCUACGAUAACAGUCGCCACACGCAGGUAAAAACCUAUAUGGAUCAUGGCAAUGGUCACGGUAUUCGUACGGUCGGAUCCAGCCACUACAGUAAGCUUUCGCCGGGACGGGAAUGUUCCGACAUCGACAUGGAACCGCAAGCAUCGCAGAGUCGGGAUUGUGAGCCGACACCGCCGCUGCAGCGACAUGGUUCCAAGACUAACUUUUUCCUACCACCAAUUGAUGGUAACGGAGGAUUGAACCUCAACGGAGGUGGCCAAAUAGUACAAGGUGGAAACGGCGGAGGUGAUUCCCCGCGGCACAUACGAAUGUAUCACCCACGGCACAGUCCCCACCCCCGUCAGCGGGGAUUGGAUCCGUCGCGGAGUUUUACGCCCGAGGGUCUCUCGCCGGACCAAGCCCCACCGAUGAUUACGAUCCAGCAACAGCAGCAGCAGCUGCAACAACAGCAACAGCAAAACCAGCAGGGAAUGUCACGGGGAGCCUCGGCGACCCCAACCAUGCAGCAAAGAAUAAAAGCGCUUGGUGUGGCGACGCCAUUAGCAAUGUCUAGUCCUGUUAGACGGUCAAACCCGGGAACGCCAACACAACCCCGGCGACCAGACUUCAUCGGGGUGAACAUGAUCGGCCAACAGCCACAGCAACAGCAGCCUGGCGCAACGUACUACGAUUUUCCCCUGCAACAGCAGCAGCAACAACAAGCGCAGCUUCAUCAAACGGGUCUUCCCCCGGUGCAUCCGUAUCACCAACAGCAGCAGCAACAGCCCCAGUAUCCAAUGGUCCACCACAACGGUGGUCUACCUCAACAGCAACAGCAGCAGCAGCAACAAUCGCAGCAGCGAACGCCAAACGUCGUCUACCACCACGGCAGCCCCCAGCGGCGGUAUCUCUCGGAAGGUGAGCUGGCUCGCCAGGGAGCCGAACUGUCCUACGCUAGGAGCAAUCAAACCGUGGAUAACAUCCGAGAGCUAGCGGGCAGUCCCCAGCGGGGGGUCUACAUGUGGAAAGACAUUUCGCCUGGUUUCAGCAACGACGCCGCUAGCAAUCAAACGCAACAACUUUUAGGCAAUCCCCAGCAACAGCCGCAACAAUCGCCGGGCGUUUUCGUGAGUAUGGCCACUUCGGUGUACCAGAACACACCCAGCCCAACGGCAGCUCAACAGCAACAACCCCAGUACGGUGGAGUCAGUGCCGCCCGGUAUCAGCUCCAGCAACAGCAGCAGCAAGCCACCAUGAACAGCUACCAUCCUGCGUUACGGGGUGGCGUUCCGGUGUUUCCUCCGCAACCCCUUCCACCGGCGGUCAGCCUCGCCAACAGUAGCAACAAUCAGUCGCAACAGUCCGCACAGGGCGUCGUGGGAAAUAGCAUCGGCCCGCAGGCGCCUUCUCCGCAAAUCAAGCGGAAAGCGACGCCCACCCGGCCCAUGUCGUUCGUGCGGGCGCUCGAGAUGACCGACUCGAUGGAGCUGAACCCCACGGACGGCGGCGGCGGCGGCGGGGGUGUUGGAGGGGCUGGCGGAGUCGGCAGUAAUGGGACGAGUGGAGGUGGAAGGGCCACGACACCGACGCCCCCGGAUCGGGGCAGCGUCUACGAUAUGAACUAUGAGAUUUCCGUUUAGCAACAUCCGCACAUCAGGGACAAUUGUGGCACGAUUGGUGGGAAUGUGUAAGAGGGAUCGUUUUUAAGUUGUUUUCUGUUUUUGUUGUUGGUAUGAGACGAUCGCUGCCGGUGGUUUUGCACCGGAACUGGUAGCUGAUCUGUUUUCUUGAUUGUUUUUAAGGAAAGGGUUUGCGCUUCUGUUAUUUUGCAGUGUUACAAUCAUCAUUUUGUAUAGAAGAGUAAAAUAUCCCCGUCGCGAAUGUUAGGUUAAUAUAAUAGGUAAAUGGUAAGUUGGAACAAGAACGGAUUGUGUAACGUUGGCUUGAUGUAUUAGUCAUAUCAAGCAUAGUCGUAUGUAGCUGGAAUACAUGUUUUAUCAAUUUCAA
Armigeres subalbatus is the source of this 4147-nucleotide messenger RNA. It is a transcript of the gene Zdhhc8, whose product is annotated as palmitoyltransferase ZDHHC8. The transcript has 9 exons. Gene Ontology annotation, molecular function: palmitoyltransferase activity. Lineage: Eukaryota; Metazoa; Arthropoda; Insecta; Diptera; Culicidae. The coding region runs from base 1231 to 3780 and encodes 849 amino acids. Gene Ontology annotation, biological process: protein palmitoylation. The record is from RefSeq and is a predicted model, not a curated record.